AAGGCUGCAUCAGAUAUUUAGCUGUUCACAACCUGGAUGGUCUGAGAGGAUGUUCAGCGGCUGUUAAAACACUUCUCAAAAGCAGACAACGAGGCCUACGAAAGAUCAUAACGAGAAAAAGUUUAGAUUAACUUUCUCAAAAAUUACUUAGCCCAUACGUUUAAUUAGAUUUAGAUUUUUUUUUGUUUGUUUGUUUGUUUUAGUUUGGGUAUUUUUUUUCUUUACAUCUCAUAUUUUCCAAGACGUGAAUCAUGUUCAAAAAGAACAAUGCAGAGAGAGUUCCCCUGGUGACAGAUGGGAGGAACACUUACACCGCUGUGGCAAGCAACCAGGAGGCAUUACAGAACGACGGUAUCGGCGGCAUCAAACAUUGCCAUGACAACAGCCGUGCUCAGGAGGAUCGCGAGCGAGAGAAGAAAGUUGCCAGGAAGAGGCUGUAUGUGGUCUCUGUUGUCUGCCUGAUUUUCAUGAUUGGUGAAAUCCUUGGUGGGUAUUUUGCAGGCAGUCUUGCCGUGAUGACAGACGCUGCCCACCUGCUGGUGGACUUCACCAGCUUCAUCAUCAGCCUGUUAUCCCUUUGGCUCUCCUCCAGACCUGCCACACACAGGCUCAGCUAUGGCUGGCACCGUGCAGAGAUCCUGGGUGCGCUGCUGUCGGUUUUCACCAUCUGGCUGGUAACAGGAGUGUUGGUUUACCUGGCUGUGGAGCGCCUCAUCAGCGAUGACUACGAGAUCGAGGGCACCAUCAUGCUCAUUACCUCCGGUUGUGCUGUGCUGGCCAAUAUUAUCAUGGCCCUCACCCUUCACCAGUCCGGCCACGGCCACAGCCACGGCGGGCUCAGCUCGCACGGUCACAGCCACGGUGGCAAGAAAAAAAAAGGACACGAUCAGAUCUCGAACCACGCUCACUCGAAUGAUGACCGCGUGGACGUGGAGCAGAACGGGCCAGACCACGGACGGAGGGCUCAGCAGGCCAAUGCCAGUGUGCGAGCGGCCUUCGUCCAUGUGGUGGGAGAUCUUCUCCAGAGCCUCAGCGUGCUUGUCAGCGCCAUCAUUAUCUUCUUCAAGCCAGAAUAUAAGAUAGCUGACCCCAUCUGCACCUUCCUGUUCUCCAUACUUGUCCUGUGCACCACCUUCACCAUCAUGAGAGACAUCCUUGUCGUCCUGAUGGAAGGCACUCCGUCAGGGGUGAAGUACAGCGAGGUGCGGGGUGGUCUGCUGGCAGUGAAGGGGGUCACAGCGGUCCACAACCUUCACAUCUGGGCCCUCACCAUGAACCAGGCUGUGCUGACCGCACACGUAGCCAUAGAUGAGUCAGUGGAUGCUCAGACGAUCCUAAGAGAAAUGACACAGAGUUGUUUCUCCUCCUAUAACUUCCACUCUAUCACCAUUCAAAUGGAGAGACAGGCCGACCUGAAGCCCGGAUGCACACUGUGUGAGGACCCCAAGAUGUAGGGACCUGCCUGAGUCAUCGUCUGAGCACAGCAGAACAAAGCCAAGCAAUGAUUUUAGCUGCUGUAACUCGUGGUGAUGACGGCAUUUAGUUAUUCUGCACUGCUCACUGGACCCUGAGGUCUUAUGUUUUACUGUGACAUUAAUGCCAAAGUCACAUCACUGUGCCUUUAAGUGCCUUUGCAUUGACAUUCCCAAAGAAAUGUUGAUAAUUAAAUAUAGAAAGGCUCAGGAUGUAAAUGAUUCCUAGGGGUGUAACUCUUUUACUCAGCUCGCUCCUGUGUGAAGUUUUAACCUGUUUAAAACUUUAAUGUUCAUGAGCUGUCUUUGCUUUUUUUUUUUUUUUUUUUUUUAAGUGUUUUCAUAUUAAAAUAGGAAUGAAUUAGUUUGAGUAACUGCUAAUUUAAACAUCUGUUCGUAUUUCUAAACGUGCAUCUUAACUGUUUGUUUACCUUCAGACUUAUGUGAAACAUCCAGGACGCGGUGCUAAAGUAUUGUUUGAUUGAGCAUCAACCUACUGUAUCAGCUCAAGAUGCUGGAUUAGGCCACAUCUUUUUGCACAAAGUCUGAUACAUGUGAAUGUAGACCAAUGAGUAUUUCUAUGCAUGGACUAUUACACCAGCAACCAGCAAAGUACUGUAUGUGGAGAGCAUCAUUUAUAUUUAAAUACAUGAUCAAGACACCUUUCCACUGCCUUUGUGCAGUGGUAAGGUGUAAGCCGAAAUGAAUUAUUCAAUAAA
Molecule: messenger RNA, 2191 nt
Organism: Seriola dumerili (greater amberjack)
Lineage: Eukaryota; Metazoa; Chordata; Actinopteri; Carangiformes; Carangidae
Gene: slc30a8
Product: solute carrier family 30 member 8
Exons: 9
Coding region: 252-1454 (400 amino acids)
Biological process (GO): response to glucose; insulin secretion; zinc ion transmembrane transport
Cellular component (GO): plasma membrane
Molecular function (GO): zinc ion transmembrane transporter activity
Source: RefSeq, a predicted model, not a curated record